This is a messenger RNA of Saccharomyces paradoxus, 1083 nucleotides long. It is a transcript of the gene DON1, whose product is annotated as Don1p. Gene Ontology annotation, cellular component: cytoplasm. NCBI's taxonomy places the organism in Eukaryota, Fungi, Ascomycota, Saccharomycetes, Saccharomycetales, Saccharomycetaceae. The record is from RefSeq and is a predicted model, not a curated record. Gene Ontology annotation, biological process: ubiquitin-dependent protein catabolic process. Gene Ontology annotation, molecular function: ubiquitin binding; ubiquitin conjugating enzyme binding. The transcript has a single exon. Bases 1 to 1083 code for a protein of 360 amino acids.
AUGGGAAAGAGAAAUAGAAAGGGAAAAGAAAAUAAUGUUACUAAGAACGGUUUUCUGAAAGUGGGCAAGAUCAAAAACUCCAAUCCUGAAUUGGAGCUUCCAUCACAAGAGUACACAAGCAUUGAAGAAAAGGGAAGUUGCUCACCAAUCGACAUUCCAUUGAUUACAAAGAAACCUGAAACUACGAAAGCUGACAGCACUGUUUUUGAUUAUCCAACAAUAGGCGAUUUAGUUUCCUCUGUAGAGGAACUAUGUAUCUUAAAAGAAUUGGAGAUAGCAUUUCCAGAGGUAGGAAACACGUUGAUUAAAGCCAUCCUGAUUGCCUCUCAAGGAACUUUAGAGCCGGCUUUUAACUCUUUACUCUAUUACUCAAAUCCGGAGGAAAACACCGACUUUGCAUUACCAAUGAAACCAAUAAACGUGGAAGACCUUAGUAAAGUAGACGUGCGGGAGAUUUUACAGUGCGGAAUAUUGGAUUAUAUUGAAAACGAAGUUUCUGGUCAAGAAAUAGAUGGCUCCAUGAUGAUCUCGAAAAUUGGGUCAGAACGAAGUUCUUUGGGGGACCUUACUGACAACAUUAACAUUCCCAGGUCAAACAGAGAAAUCGCCGAAUCGACUAGGAACAUGGCUGUUGCAGAGGAGCACAGUGUAAAUUUAUCAAGGGAAGCUAGUGCACACAAGGGAGAAGAAAAGGGAGUUAGUAGCUUAAAAGGUGCCGCUGUGAAAGUUGCAACGAAGUCACUGAAGAGAAACCGCAUUCCCGUUACUGUGAAGAAGAACGGACCUUCGAACAAUUUAUUCGACGUUUUAAACUGCGAUGAAAGUGAGGAAGAAGAAGAGCAAAAUAUUGAAACUGAUGCAUCGGAUCAGGGAAAGAAGAGCCAAGGCGGAAAUACUGAAGUCCCGAAGACAUCAAAGACGGGUGACAACGCUCAGCGUGAUAGUACAAAUAAGUUACCUACCAACGACGACAGUGGAUACAAAUCUGCCUUUGGCACUGAUAGUUGUGGCCUAUUUGCAGCUGAUGGAAAAGAUGAAAAGCAGGUACAUCCACCCAGGAAGCAAGAAUUGAGUUUUACGUAG